This is a messenger RNA of Hymenoscyphus albidus, 804 nucleotides long. NCBI's taxonomy places the organism in Eukaryota, Fungi, Ascomycota, Leotiomycetes, Helotiales, Helotiaceae. The record is from the annotation of a GenBank genome assembly.
AUGCAUCCUCUAAUUCCAUCUCUCCUAAACCACAUCUCCACUUUCAACCACUCAUAUGACUACCCUCAACGACCAAGCACCCCAAACUCACAUCCUUUGCUUCCAAUCUUCGGCUGCGUAAUGAGUCCCACGACAGUAUGUCUGAACCAACUCGUAGCCAAGCGUUACGCUCGCUGGUCUGAGAGUCCCCAGUUCGAGGUGUUGAGGUAUCUGUAUACGAAACUUGGGCUACGAGAAACGUACUCUUUGGACUUGGAAGGAAACAGGGUGUUUGUAGAGAGAUAUAAACCAGCUUUGGGGGCCAUGAGGGAAAGAUUUGGUUUUCUUGGAAAUGUCGAUUACUUUGCCAGAGUGCAGGUUGGCUACGGAGCAAACGAAGGAUUUGUACCGCCUACACCUCCUACAUUCUCAAAACUUCUCAAAGAUCACGGUCCCGCUAUCCUCGAACAAUACGCUAGAUCUAGGACUUUCAAUCCUUUCCUCUUUGGCAUUCUUGAUAAAAAUAGUGCCGCCGCCAUUCGUCCUGGCAGAAGUCUCCUGAAGGAUAUUUGGACAAGCACCUCUUCCGCUCGAAGUCCACUGGGUAUUCAUGGGAAAGAAUUAGGCAAUAUGAUGCAUGGAUAUGACGAGGUCCCUGUCGAGCUCUUUGAGGAAAAUGAUACGGGGGCUGUCUCUAUGGAUGAUGGGAAGACGAAAGCAGGGGAUGUAAUGAGGUUAGCGAGACGGCUGGCUGCUUAUUUGGCGGCUUGGACGUGGGACUUUGCGCUGCCUGGGGGGUAUUAUUAUCCUAGUGACUUGAGGUAG